UCCAUCACUUUCACUGCUUGGAAGCCAGAAGAAUAUCUUCGAGCAUUUCGUUUUAGUAGCACAUCGGAGAACGAGGUAUCACACAACAAGACGAACAUUCCUUUUUCCUUUUUAAUUACCAAGUCGUGGAUCGUGAAUGCCAGAAUGAAAUCUUUAAUAGCUUUUAUCAGCUUGGCCAGUCUCUGCCGAGGGGAUGUGUCCCAAAUUCUGCAGUUACCGAGACUCGUUGAUGAUGAAGUAACCACAACCACAACAGAGGGACCACCGAAUCCCUACAGUUUCAAAUAUAGUGCUGGACGUUUUCCUGGACAUGUCGACAGGAUUCAUAGUGAAACUGGCGAUGGAGCUGGUCGUGUUCAGGGAUAUUAUUCAUUUAUUGAUCCAAAAUUCAAAGUCCGAACUGUUCAAUAUAUAGCGAAUGAAAAUGGCGUUAAACAAUCACUGAUAAAUUUUGAUGAUAUCCUUGAGCAGCCAAAAGAUUCUGAAGCUGUUCAGCGCGAAAAAGAAAAGCAUCGUAUACUUUAUGAAAAAAUUGCAGCUACGAAUGCCCAGGGUACACCAGCUCAACUACCUAAGGACUCCCUAAGUGUCGCUAGAGCAAAAAAUCGUCAUUUAAAUUUGUUCCACAAAAUUGCAUCUGAACAUGCAGCAAUAGCAGCAGAGCGCGAAGCCCAACGUUUGGCGUUUGAAGCAACUUCCGUAGCGAAUGAAGUUAACGAAUCAGGAAGUUAUUUUAAUUAACGUAUGCAAUUAUAGAAUUGUGUUUAUACAUUGAAUAUUUUAAUUAAAAAACAAAAAACAAAAAAAAAAACAAACAAACAAACAAACAACCAAUGGAUGCAAAUUUAAUGGAAUGCUAGAGUGAGCAUCGCAUUGAAAGUCAAUUGGCAAAAUUUUAAUGAUAAAACCAGUAUAAAUGCCUUGAUUAUUUUAUUUUUAGGUAUAACAUGUUUUUCUUCAUUAUAUCAACUACAUAGGCACGCGCGCGCACGCACGCACAACAAUGCACUACUCAAUAGAUG
Messenger RNA from Ceratosolen solmsi marchali, 1022 nucleotides. Its product is annotated as Cuticular protein 57A. The record is from RefSeq and is a predicted model, not a curated record. The coding region runs from base 145 to 741 and encodes 198 amino acids. Lineage: Eukaryota; Metazoa; Arthropoda; Insecta; Hymenoptera; Agaonidae. The transcript is spliced from 4 exons.